Molecule: messenger RNA, 1022 nt
Organism: Trematosphaeria pertusa
Lineage: Eukaryota; Fungi; Ascomycota; Dothideomycetes; Pleosporales; Trematosphaeriaceae
Exons: 4
Coding region: 108-992 (294 amino acids)
Molecular function (GO): oxidoreductase activity
Source: RefSeq, a predicted model, not a curated record
UGCGAUUUGGGGUCUGGUACGAUAGCAUCUGAGUUGCCUUUCCAGCCGGCCGUUUUGAUUGUUGCCCUGUUACUGAACUUCCAACUUCACCUCGUGCCCUUUGAAUCAUGAUGGGUUCUGCUGAACAUGCUGCCAUCCAGUUUCUGAAAUGGCAGCCUCUCUACGAGAAAGAAAAGCCAUUCCAGCUUUUUCUUGACCUUCCCCCAGACGUUGCUGAUCAACGAAGGACAAACCUUGCGUUUGAAACAAGAAUGGUUGAAGUCAAGAAUAUCAGGGGUCAUGAAAAGUGCUUCGAUCUCGACGAGAACGGGUUCAUCUAUCGAACCAUGGAUGGGUUCGAGGACUUGAAGGACAAGACGGAGGUUACGGGGCAAUAUCUCCCAGCAAUAGAGCAGCUGCUGAGGAAGGAAGUGGAGCACGCAGACAGAAUUUUCAUCUUCGACUGGCGGAUGCGCGAAAGCAACGCUGAAGCGCAAGAUGGCCUCCUGGAUGUCGGGAAUAGCAUGCUUCCUUUGCGACCAGCAAACUUCGCCCAUUCAGAUCAAGGGCCAUGUUCCGUUAUCAGACGUGUUCAGGCUCAAUUCCCCCAAGAAGCUGAGGCUUUGCUCAGGGGGCGAAUCCGUGUGUUGAACGUUUGGAAACCCCUUCGCAACAAGGUCAUGGAUUGGCCUCUUGCAAUGUGCGACGGCUCGAGCCUUCAAGCGUCUGAUCUCAUCGAAACCGAUACAGUUCGUACCUCAUAUGUGAGCACGAAUCUCUACUCGCUGCACUCGCCGGACACUCAGAAUUGGAUGUAUCUGAAGGAGCAAGAACCAAACGAGGUCGUAAUAUUCAAGCAGUUUGACUCGGAUCCAGCGGUUCGGUCCUCUCUCUCGCUUCACGCUUCGUUCAGACAUGAAGAGCUGCCAGAAAUCUUUGCGCCACGGAACAGUAUUGAGGUUAGGGCUAUUGUAUUUACGAAUGCGGUGGGAGAAAAUGUAAAGAUUCAAUAGAUUAAUGCGUGUGGCGCUGGAAUGUAUGCC